Molecule: messenger RNA, 2331 nt
Organism: Zychaea mexicana
Lineage: Eukaryota; Fungi; Mucoromycota; Mucoromycetes; Mucorales; Lichtheimiaceae
Product: nuclear condensing complex subunit
Exons: 17
Coding region: 1-2331 (776 amino acids)
Biological process (GO): mitotic chromosome condensation
Cellular component (GO): condensed chromosome; condensin complex
Source: RefSeq, a predicted model, not a curated record
AUGUGCAUUCGUCUUAGUGAAGAAUUAUAUCAAGAACUGAGAACGGCCUUGUUUGAACGAAUCCGAGAUAAGGAACCUUCUAUCCGGAUACAAGCAGCAACUGCCUUAUCACGAUUACAAAGUGCUGACGACGAAGUCGAUCAAACCGACGGAAAAACAAUCACAAAGAAACUACUAUGGCUGUUGCAACACGAUCCAAGCGCAAGCAGAGAUAGCGAUGCGGUCAAUCGUCGAGUAGUUUAUCUCAAACCUAUGGUGCAGCUACAAGAUUUCCGUGAUCUCUCCACUGAACAACGCCAUAAACUGUUGAAAUGGGGUUUAAAGGACAGAGAUCCUCUUGUACGACGUGCAGCAAGCAAUAUGAUUUCAAAAGAAUGGAUCAAGCAUGCCGAUAAUAAUUUAUUGGAGUUUCUCGAACGCAUGGAUGUAGUUGGGGAUGGCGCUGUCGCCGAAGAUAUGUUGUAUUCCUUCCUCGAUACCAGAACUGAUAUUGUCAAAUCAAUCAAAUUGGAUGAGCCAUUUUGGGAAAACCUAUCCACGGAAAGUGCACUCAUGGCAAAAGUGCUGAUCAAGUUCCUCAAAGGAACAAAGGAUGACGAGAAACUCGAUGAAGUACUUCCAACUGUGACCCGCUUGGCAUUCAUUAUCCAACACUAUAAUGAUAUUUGGCAACAAGCACCAAAGGAAACGGAAGCCGACUAUGAAUUUAUCAUGAGUCAACUACUUGACAUUGCAAAGUACCUGGAUUAUGCAGAUGAAGUCGGUAGACGAAAAAUGUUUGUCUUGCUACGCGAUAUUUUGAUGGCUCCCGAUAUGCCAGAUGACCACAUGAUUAGCGCAGUACAGCUGUUUAAAAUCAUAUCUUUGGAUGAACGGGAUUUCGUGAGAACCAUCAUCGAAAUCAUAUCUGAUAUCGAAGAAUUAUCGUCGUUUGAUGAGGAUAUGGAAAUGGAAGGACCGUCGAAAAAAUUAAAAUUAAGCGAAAUCACAAGUAUCAAGACGGAAACUGGCGAAGUGGAUCAAAUAUUGCUGCAGAAAAUGCUUUUGCAGCUCAAAUGUUUAAGCAUAUGUAAAUUCAUGCUGGAACGGACUGAAGAGUCAUUACAAGACAACUCUACACUUUACGGAGUGCUGAACGAGCUUAUUGUACCUUCGGUUCAGAGCAAAGAAGCAGUUCUUCGGGAAGAAGGUUUGCAUUGUUUGGGCUUAUGCUGCACAUUAGAUAAGACGUUGGGACACCAUAACAUUCUGCUGUUCGCUCACUGUAUCAACAAUGGUCAUGAACAAUUGCAGCAAAAGGCACUCAUGAUUCUAUUUGAUUUGAUGAUGACAUACGGUGUAUCCACAGUGGAAACCAAACUUGGUGGUCUCGAAGAACUACGAAAGCUGCUUGAAAACUGUGUAGAUCACGAUAACGCAGAGAUCCAAAGCGUUACUGUUGAAGGCUUAUCCAAACUUAUGCUGACACGGAUGUUCCGAGAUGAAUAUACUUUGAGAAUGAUGCUACUGCUUUACUUUUUCCCAACCAGCUUCGACAAUGAAAAGAUCCAACAGUGUUUGAGCUAUUUCUUCCCUGCCUACGCCUACUCCUCUGGUGAAAAUCAAAAGCUACUUGCGCAGGUGGCGAUACCGGCAUUGCUAAAUCUGUGUGACACCUACGUGGAUCUUGAAAAAGAUGAGAAAAUGGCUACACCGACGCGUAUAUCCGACAUGUUGGCUGAUUGGACUGAUCCACGGAAAAUUGAAGUGAGCAAUAUUGCAACAAGCAAUGACGAAGGCAUCGAUACAGCGAUCCAGGCAGACGUGGCUUAUGAAAUUUUGAAAGCGAUCUAUCAUCACAGCGGUAUUGUCCGCAAGACCAUGGUCCAUAUGUUGCUGAAGAUGUACAUCAGUGAAGCCAGUUACCAGCGUCUUGAUAAGCUCAAGAAAAUGACGGAUUUGAUCACUGAGAAAAAGCCAAUCAAAGAGGCGGCAGUACGGAACUCGUUCAAUCGAUUUGUCAAGACAUUGGAUAAAUACUAUGAUGCUGUUGAAAAGCCAGCAGAAGGAGAGGCAGAGGAUGCAGCAACUGACAACGAGCGACAUGAAGAUGGCGGUGACGGUGCUGCUGUUGAAAAGGAAUCUGUGGCAACUGGAGGAGACGAUCCAUCUGUGGCAGAAGAAGAGUCGAUGGCGGCAACAGACGAUGAAGAACGUUCAGUGGCAAGAAAAGGAUCUGGGGCAGCAACCGAUGAUGAGCGUUCUGUGGCAGAAAGGGGAUCUACGGCGGAAAAGAACUCUGAAGCCGAGUAUGCAAUGAAGUCUAGUAGUGAAGAUGAGGACGAGGACUAG